UAAAUGAUUGCUAUUUAAGACAGAGCUGAAACGAGUCAGAUUAUAAAAGAAUGAAGAGGGGCAUCGGAACAACAGUUUUAUCUCCGUGCUAGCAGAAUGAAUAUUUGAUGCUGCACAGCUGUACCGUGGAAACACAUGUGGUAGGCGGGCUCAGAGAGAGAGAGAGUGUGUGUGUGUGUGUGUGUGUGUGUGUGUGUGUGUGUGUGUGUGUGUGUGUGUGGAUCUACUGUGUGUUUGUCUAUAGUCUGUCAGUCGAGCUGUUUGCAGUGCCCAACCAUCAGUGUAGCAUGAAACGGCUAUCCGCCUCUCAGAAACGAUGCUACAGCAACCCAAACUCCGGAAUACUCUUCGUUAUCUACCUUUGAACACCGCCCAGAAGAUCGUCUACCCUGACGGGCGCUUACACCGAGCGAAAGGAGGGAGCCAAGACUGAGGUGUAGAUGUAUCACCCGGUGCGAGCGCAGUAUGAAGAAAGCAGGCAGGCCAGUGGGGAAUAAGGCAGCAAGUGGAGGAGGUAAAGGUGACACGGUGACAACUGGAACCUCUGCUGGCAAAAGCGCUGUUAAAAGCCCUAUCACAGCCCCGCUCUCCAAGGUCAAAAGCAAUGAUGAUCUUCUAGCUGCUAUGGCCGGGAGCAGUGCAGGGACAAACAGCAGUGUUGCCAAGGGCAAGAAAUCAACCUCUACACACUCAACAUCCUGCGGAACAAACACUAAUAACCCUGACACAAACACCAAGACCAAGACCACCUCAGGCCCAUCUGGCAAACGGACUUCAUCCACGGCCUCCAAGGAGUCAAACUCCUCACGUGAUCGUUUGCGAAACUCCAGAAACUCCAGCAGUAAGAAGCAGUCAUCCGCUGGUGCUUCUGAUCGAACCCAGCCCAGGCAUUCCCGUGGAUUGGCCCAAACCUCAGAUACAGAGAGCCGCAUGAGCAAAUCAAAGUCUGACGGGCAGUUAAGUGAUAAAGUGGCCCUGGAGGCCAAAGUGAAAAAUCUGUUAGGUCUGGCCAAGAGCAAAGACGUAGAAAUCCUGCAGCUACGGGGUGAGCUGAGGGACAUGAGGGUUCAGCUGGGACUGCCUGAGGAAGAUGAGGAGGAUGAGAGACCACCGGAGAGGGAGGCGGCUGCAGUUAUUACAGCUGCAGAUGUGGAAUCAACUUUGCUGCUCCUGCAGGAGCAGAACCAGGCUAUUCGUGGAGAGCUCAACCUGCUUAAAAAUGAAAACCGCAUGCUAAAGGAUCGCCUUAAUGCUCUUGGCUUUUCCCUGGAGCAAAGAUUGGAUGGGGCUGAGAAAACCUUUGGUUUUCUCUCCACCAGUCCUGAACUUUCCUCCUCUGGAGGUGGAGGAGGUCAUGGAGACUGUGCCACUGUGGCCUCCUCUGUGGAGGGAUCAGCACCGGGGUCCAUGGAGGACCUCCUCACGGGGGGCCAGCGAAGUGGCUCGACGGACAACCUCGACAGCGAGUCCAGUGAGGUCUACCAAGCGGUGACCUCCAGUGACGAUGCUUUGGAUGCUCCCUCGGGCUGCGGCUCCUCGUCAUCCUCUGAGUCUGAAGGUGGUGCUCCAGCAUGUCUCAGUUCCUCUCGUAAGGGGAGCAGUGGAAACACCAGCGAGGUGUCAGUGGCGUGCCUUACAGAGCGCAUCCACCAGAUGGAGGAGAACCAACACAGCACGGCUGAGGAGCUCCAAGCGACUCUACAGGAACUGGCUGACCUGCAACAGAUCACGCAGGAGCUAAAUGGUGAAAAUGAACGCCUGGGAGAGGAGAAGGUCUUGCUUAUGGACUCCCUCUGCCAGCAGAGUGACAAACUGGAGCACUGUGGCCGUCAGAUCGAGUACUUCCGCUCACUUCUGGAUGAGCACGGUGUGGCCUACUCAGUAGACGAAGACAUCAAGAGUGGGCGAUACCUGGAGCUGGAACAGCGCUAUGUGGAGCUUGCGGAAAAUGCUCGCUUUGAGCGUGAGCAGCUUUUAGGUGUUCAGCAACAUCUGAGCAAUACUCUAAAGAUGGCAGAGCAGGAUAAUGCUGAGGCUCAAAGUGUGAUCGCAGCAUUGAAAGAGCGCAACCAUCACAUGGAGCGACUUCUAGAGGUGGAAAGACAAGAGCGAUCUGGCAUGGCGGCGGUUCUGGAGGAGUGUAAAGCUGCAGUCAACAACGACCAAGCUGAGCUUAGUCGCUGUCGGGCAUUACUUGAGCAGGAAAGGCAGAAGGUCGCUGAGCUUUACUCCAUCCACAAUGGCGGAGAUAAGAGCGACAUCCACAAGCUCCUUGAGGGGGUUAGGCUGGACAAGGAAAAAGCUGAAUCCAAAGCCGCCAAACUACAGGACGAUUUGGGCCAUGCUCGCAAUGAGGUGGCAUGUCUGCAGGACACCCUUAAUAAGCUGGAUGCAGAGUACAGAGAUUUCCAGAGCGAGGUGCAAAAAGAGUUAGCCGAGCAGAAGAGGGCUCUAGAGAAGCAACGUGAGGACAUGCAGGAGAAAGAGACGGAGAUCGGAGACAUGAAGGAGACCAUCUUUGAGCUGGAGGAUGAAGUGGAGCAGCACAGAGCUGUCAAACUUCAUGACAACCUCAUCAUCAGCGACCUAGAGAAUUCGAUGAAAAAGCUUCAGGAUCAGAAGCAUGACAUGGAGAGAGAGAUAAAGAUACUGCACCGCAGACUCAGGGAAGAGUCAGCAGAGUGGCGUCAGUUCCAGGCAGAUCUGCAGACUGCUGUGGUCAUUGCUAAUGACAUCAAGUCAGAAGCUCAAGAGGAAAUCGGUGACCUACGCCGCCGCUUGCAAGAAGCCCAAGAAAAGAACGAGAAGCUGAGCAAAGAACUAGAUGAAGUUAAAAACCGCAAGCAAGACGAGGAGCGUGGACGUGUGUAUAACUACAUGAACGCUGUUGAGAGGGACCUGGCCGCUCUCCGGCAGGGCAUGGGACUGAGUCGACGCCCCUCCACAUCCUCCGAGCCGUCCCCCACAGUUAAAACCCUCAUCAAAAGCUUCGACAGUGCCUCUCAGGGUCCUGGAGCUAAUGCUACUGCAGUCGCUGCUGCAGCCGCUGCCGCCGCCACAAGCACAACUACGAGCGCCCCUUUACCUCGCACACCUCUCAGCCCCAGCCCCAUGAAGACCCCACCUGCUGCUGCUGUCUCACCCAUACAGAGACACUCCAUCACUGGCUCUAUGGCUGCUGCGAAGCCCCUCUCCUCCCUUACAGACAAAAGACCCAGUUACACAGAUAUCAGCAUGCCAGCUGAGCAUCUACUAAGAGCAGCCAAUGGCAAUCGUCCCGCUUCAGCUCUUCAGAGAGUCUCAAGCAUGGACACGUCAAAGACUAUCACAGUUUCUCGAAGAAGCAGUGAAGAGGCGAAGAGGGAUAUCAGUGCUCCUGAUGGAGGCCCAGCUUCCUCUCUGAUGGCCAUGGGCUCUGCUGCGCCUCCUCUCUCUCUAUCGUCUUCCUCUUCCCCCACAGCCUCUGUCAACCCCACAGCUCGCAGCCGCCUUCGAGAGGAGCGGAAAGACCCACUGUCAGCUUUGGCUCGUGAAUAUGGUGGAUCUAAAAGAAAUGCACUUCUGAGAUGGUGUCAGAAGAAAACUGAGGGUUAUCAGAAUAUCGACAUUACCAACUUUAGCAGCAGCUGGAAUGAUGGGCUGGCCUUCUGCGCGGUCCUUCACACAUAUCUGCCUGCUCAUAUUCCCUAUCAAGAGCUCAACAGUCAGGACAAGAGAAGAAAUUUCACUCUGGCCUUCCAAGCAGCAGAAAGUGUGGGAAUCAAGUCCACUCUGGACAUCAACGACAUGGUCCACACAGAGAGACCGGACUGGCAGAGUGUUAUGACUUACGUCACCUCCAUCUACAAGUAUUUUGAGACCUGAGCACAUGUGCAUUCAUGUGACUGUCAAACCAACGCAACAGCUAACCCGAGUGCAACUUCCCACCGUAUCGUCUAAGCCUAAUCCUAGCACAAAGUCAUAUCAAACCCAUCACAAGGACAGUUCCCUUGGCGUAUGCUGAUAUGGCAUCGAUAUAUAUAUUAAAGAAAAUCCUCUACAGAAUCAGCUUGCCUUUGUAACGCUUCAGCUCACCAUGGCGUGACUCUAACACUACAGACUACAUCUGGUUGCUAAUUCUUAGUGUGGAUGAUCUAAAACUGUGGAGUUCACCAACCGCUUGCGACCCCCCCCCCUGUGCCUUUCGCCGCCCCGAGUUCUUGCUUCCAGACAGACGUUUGGAGCGAGUUCUUCACCUUAAUUCACAGCAGCGGGACUUCUUGUGGAUCGCUCAAAGCAGUGCCUGAUUGAAACACUUCAUUGGAGCUUCAGUAGAGGACAAUUGUACACUAAUAGUUAUUCACUAUAGCACGCGGUCUGCGGUUCAAUCUUUUUUUACAGGAUUGUUUUGAAAGCCCAUCACGGGCGCGUUAAUGUUACAACUGUGAUGGAUCUUGGCUUGAAAUACUACAUAUUAAAUAGGGAGGUCAGCAAUAAGCUUAUGUAACCCCGUUGAGCCAUUUCAUAGGACGUUAGUGCUGCUCACCAACAGUAUGAUACUGUAGUAAAACGCUAUAUUCAGAUUAGCAGCACAUGCGCAUGCACUGUCCAUUGUAUUAGUCUGAAAUAGCAUACCAAAAAUGAAAUCCGUCACGAUGUCGUUUUGUUUGUAAGCUAACUUCCUUAUGUACUAAUCAGAUAGUAUGUUCUUUCUCAGGAUAAGAAAGUCGCGUUGAGAUUUAUCACACGCGAUUCAUAACAUGUUUAUGUGCAGCGCUCUACCAAUACCCGCACAUUUUAUUGUUCGCAAAGCACAAAAAAAUCAUUUUCGCACGCACUAAUUCAAGAUGUAAAUGAAGCUACAUUCCAGUGCAUUAAUACGGAAGAGUUUCCGCCCGAGUGAGAAACGUUUUGAAUUGUCGCAUAUAUCCUGUUUUGCAGCUGUGCUGAAUUCAGGCGUCUUUUCGCGAGCUUGAAAGACUUUGAUCUUUCCCACCUGCCUGCUAAUAACACUCUAAAGGUAAUACAAGACAUGGAAAAAAACACAAUAAUGAUAAAAUAGGAAUUUUUCACGAGUGCAUUGAAAAAAAAAACGUGAGCUGUGUCUCUUAUUUUCUAAACCUCUUGAUUCUUUUAAUAGGGUACUUAAUAUUUCCAUUCCUCAGGAAGUAUUUCACAUUGUUUGAAAUAAUUCCUAUUCAGAUUCCAGGGUGUGUAACUAAGCAGCCGUUUUUAGCUCUCGAACAUCUUAAACACAGAUCUGAUUCACUGGUGAGCGUUUCCCAGCUACUUCACCUUUGGACCGUGAUCGCGUAAUAAUUAAAAAUAAAUGUCAGAUUAAUCUUUAUACUGGUCCCAAAUAAAUCCUGACCAAAUGUUUUGUUCAUAAGCCUCAUAUCCGCUUAAUUUACUAAACCAGAGACGUGUUGAGUUGGACCUGUGUCUUCACUGUGCUUCAUCCAGCUUUCAUCACAUUAAUAUGAAUGUAAUACAGCUCCGUUGCCUUUUAGAUGUUCAUUUACACCAGUUCUCUGUUCUCGAAUGCUGAACUUUCUUUUGCUGCCAUUUUAGUUUUUUUUUAUUAUUAUUAUUUUUGUGAGAGCAUUAUCUUAAUAAAAAGGGUAAAAUUAUUUCAUUUUUAUAAAUAAAUGUGAAGAGCAAUCAAUACGCUGUUA
Puntigrus tetrazona (Sumatra barb) is the source of this 5654-nucleotide messenger RNA. It is a transcript of the gene specc1la, whose product is annotated as sperm antigen with calponin homology and coiled-coil domains 1-like a. Gene Ontology annotation, biological process: actin cytoskeleton organization. The record is from RefSeq and is a predicted model, not a curated record. The coding region runs from base 466 to 3864 and encodes 1132 amino acids. Gene Ontology annotation, molecular function: protein binding. The transcript is spliced from 17 exons. Lineage: Eukaryota; Metazoa; Chordata; Actinopteri; Cypriniformes; Cyprinidae. Gene Ontology annotation, cellular component: filamentous actin; microtubule organizing center.